Molecule: messenger RNA, 1946 nt
Organism: Momordica charantia (bitter melon)
Lineage: Eukaryota; Viridiplantae; Streptophyta; Magnoliopsida; Cucurbitales; Cucurbitaceae
Product: laccase-17
Biological process (GO): lignin catabolic process
Cellular component (GO): apoplast
Molecular function (GO): hydroquinone:oxygen oxidoreductase activity; copper ion binding
Source: RefSeq, a predicted model, not a curated record
CUUGCCUUCAUCAAUGGCGGCUCUGGCUGUGUUUCUGUGUGUUGUGUCGUGUUUCUUGCCGGAGUUUGCAUUUGGGAAAACCAGACACUACACUUUCCAUAUCAGGUACCACAACGCGACGAGACUGUGCCACACGGUGAAAAUCCUAACGGUGAACGGGCAGUUACCGGGUCCGCCAUUGGUGGCGAGGGAAGGCGACAGAGUUCUGAUCAAGGUCGUGAACCACGUGGCGGAGAACGUGACCAUCCACUGGCACGGCGUCCGGCAGCUCCGCACCGGGUGGGCCGACGGCCCGGCCUACGUGACCCAGUGCCCCAUCCAGACCGGCCACUCCUACACUUACAAUUUCACCGUCGCCGGCCAGAGAGGGACGCUCCUCUGGCACGCCCACCUGUCCUGGCUCCGAGUCACCCUUCACGGCCCCAUCGUCAUCCUCCCCCGCCGCAACGACUCCUAUCCCUUCCAGAAGCCCCACAGAGAAAUCCCCAUCAUCUUCGGGGAGUGGUUUAAUGUUGACCCAGAGAGUGUGAUUCAGCAGGCUCUUCAGACCGGAGGAGGGCCUAAUGUUUCUGAUGCUUACACCAUUAAUGGACUCCCUGGCCUUCUCUAUAAUUGCUCUUCUAAAGAUACAUUUAAGCUCAAGGUGAAGCCGGGGAAGACUUAUUUACUCCGAUUGAUCAAUGCUGCACUCAACGACGAACUCUUCUUCAGUAUCGCCAACCACACCAUCACCGUCGUCGACGUCGACGCCGUCUACGUCAAGCCCUUUGAAACCGACGUGGUGCUCCUCAGCCCGGGCCAGACCUCGAAUGUUCUUCUCAAAACUAAACCAAAUCUCACCAAUGCCACCUUCUUCAUGGCGGCUCGGCCGUACGCCACCGGCCAAGGCACAUUCGACAAUUCCACCACCGUUGGAAUCCUCCAAUACGGCCACUCCUCGGCCGCCGUGCCGGCGAGUCAGAUUCCGAGUCUGCUGCCGAAUCUUCCCGCAAUUAAUGACACGAAUUUCGUGGCGAAUUUCUCCAGAAAAUUACGGUCUCUGGCCAGUGAGAAAUUCCCUGCCAAUGUUCCCCAAACGGUGGACAAGAAAUUUUUCUUCACCGCCGGACUUGGAACCGCCCCCUGUCCCAAGAACGCCACGUGUCAAGGACCCAAUGGCACGAAAUUCGCCGCUUCUGUCAACAAUGUCUCUUUUGCCCUUCCGUCGACGGCGAUUAUGGAGGCCUAUUUCACGCGGCGGGCUAAUGGGGUUUACCGGACUGAUUUUCCGGCGAAGCCUCUGUUUCCGUUCAAUUACACCGGGACGCCGCCGAAUAAUACUUUUCUGAGUAACAGUACGAGUUUGGUGGUGUUGCCGUUUAAUUCGAGCGUGGAGGUCGUUUUGCAGGGGACGAGUAUUUUGGGUGCGGAGAGUCACCCUCUUCAUCUCCAUGGAUUUAAUUUCUUCAUCGUUGGGGAAGGUUUUGGAAAUUUCGACCCGAAUAAGGACCCAGCUAACUUCAAUCUUGUCGACCCGGUUGAGAGGAACACCGCCGGCGUCCCCGCCGGCGGCUGGCUCGCCUUUCGUUUCUUCGCCGACAACCCAGGGGUGUGGUUUAUGCACUGUCACUUGGACGUGCAUACGAGCUGGGGGCUGAGAAUGGCGUGGAUUGUCCUCGACGGCCCGCAACCGAACCAGAAACUGCCGCCGCCGCCGGCCGAUCUUCCAAAGUGUUAAGAGACUUUUGAUUUACCAAAUUUUGCUUGUGUUCUUCUUCUUCUUGGGUCUUCUUUUUUAACUUAAUAAUUGCGAUAUUCUUUUCUUCCCCCCUCUUCCUCGUGUGUUUCCUUUUUCUGUUUGCUUCACAACAAAGAAGAGCUACUUGUUUGUAUAAUAUAGCAUCGGCCAGUUUCUCUUUUACCCAAAAAUUACUUCCAAAUGAAUCUGUUUUUUUUUUCUUCUUUCA